Messenger RNA from Lasiodiplodia theobromae, 1806 nucleotides. RefSeq names its product Vacuolar protein sorting-associated protein vps17. The transcript has 3 exons. Gene Ontology annotation, biological process: retrograde transport, endosome to Golgi; intracellular protein transport. The record is from RefSeq and is a predicted model, not a curated record. Bases 1 to 1806 code for a protein of 601 amino acids. Gene Ontology annotation, molecular function: phosphatidylinositol-3-phosphate binding. Gene Ontology annotation, cellular component: retromer complex; retromer, tubulation complex; endosome. NCBI's taxonomy places the organism in Eukaryota, Fungi, Ascomycota, Dothideomycetes, Botryosphaeriales, Botryosphaeriaceae.
AUGGACUAUUCGGUCGCCGAGUCAGACUCGCCCUGGGCUUCGUCGCCCCAGGCCCACCGCACCGGCUUCGGCGAGAAUGAUGUGCCCUCAGAGCCCCUCCCGCCGCAGUCGCCCUACCACGAUGCCCAUGCCGCCGCAACCGAGCAGCCUUUUGCCGACGAGCCCAGCCAGGGCGGCCCGACCACCCUCGCCCACGAGGGCUUCCAACCCCCGGAGGGCCAUGACUACCCGCAGUCUCCUCAGCGCCAACACCAGCCCGACCACCAGUCGCAGCAGUAUGCCCAAUCGCCCGACCAGCCUCAUGGCCAGCAGCAGCCCCGCCACGAGCCCCAACGCUACCACGGAAGCCAGCGCCAGCGCCAGAAUGUCCCGCAGUACAAACUGCACGCGAAGGUGACGGGCCUGGAGCGGACCGGCCGGAAGGACCCAAUCCUGCGAUUCGACGUCUACACAAACUUGCCCAAGUUCCGCACCACUCAAUUCCGCGAUGUCAGGCGCCUCCACUCCGAAUUCGUCAAGUUGCAGGAGCACUUGAUCUCGGCCAACCCAGAAACCUUCGUGCCCGCUGUUCCCCCGGCAAUUACUUCUGCUGGCGUCGGCACCGAUGAGGACGAGGCGCGCGUCAAGGCCUCGAUACAAAGGUGGCUCAACGUCGUGUGCAGCAACGAAGUUCUCAUGCGCGAUGAAGAGAUGGUCUUCUUCGUCGAAAGUGAUUUCGGUUACAGCCCGGUCGUUAGGCGCAAGCAGCCGGCCACCGGUGUGCGACGCAAAUACAUCAAGCAGUUCGCACCACCGCCCGAUGACACGCCGGAAUUGGCCGAGGCCAGACCUAUCGUCAAGCUGUUCUACCUCCACACCAUGGAGUCGGGUCAGAAGGUUGACAAAGUGGUCAAGCAUCGGAGAGCUCUUGGUCUGGCCGAGGGCGAGCUGGGAGUCAAGCUUGCACAAAUGCACGUCCAGGAAACUCACCCUGGCCUCUCGCACGCAUAUCGCCGGAUGGGGAAAGUGAUUCAAGCCGUCGGAGACUACCACGCCGCCCAAGGAACUGCCGAAGCUACCACGAUUGGAGACCCGCUCAAGUUCCACUCGGACGACGCCUUCAUUGUGAAGGAGACCCUUACAAACAGGCACAUCCUUCUGCGCGAGCUCCUGCAAGCUCAACAAACCACUCGCUCGAAGCUCUCGGCCGCCGACCGCCUGAAGGCCAGCUCGUCCGUGCGCCGCGACAAGGUCGACGAGGCCAUCUCGGCACUUGAUGAGGCGCGCAGUCACGAGCAGUACCUGGGCACCAAGUGCGCACGGGUGACGGCCAACCUAGUGCAGGAGCGGCGCAAGUGGUUCGCGCGCACCUCGGCCGACAUGCGGACUGCCAUCCGCGACUACGUGUUGCGCCAGAUCGAGGCGGAGCGGCGUACGCUCGCCACGCUCGAGCAGGUCCGCCCGGACAUCCGCGCCAUCGACGCCUCUGGCGGCCUCUCCCGCCUCGGCCGCGAGACCCACCACCCCCAUAUCCGCCGCUCGAGCCUCGCGUCCUCCCAGGGCCCCAAGGGUGAUGCUUGGAGCGGCGUCCCCCGCCGCCCUGACGGCCUUGGCCGCAGCAUCAGCGGGGCUGGCUCCUUCAACAACCCGCCCUUGCCCGAAGAGGACGACGAGGAGGAGGACGACGGUGAAAUCUUGCACCGCAAGCGGGCGACCAGCGUUGCUAAGCCCGGUACCGCCAUGAAGGGUGUGUUGACCGCGGAUGAGGACGAUGACAGGGUGGACGCGAGAAAUGCGGCGAGCAGGCUGGCGACGACGACAUUCUAA